Messenger RNA from Nicotiana tabacum (common tobacco), 867 nucleotides. The record is from RefSeq and is a predicted model, not a curated record. NCBI's taxonomy places the organism in Eukaryota, Viridiplantae, Streptophyta, Magnoliopsida, Solanales, Solanaceae.
AUUUUAUACAACACUGAAAGAAAAUACUUAAAGUUUAGCAAUCAGAAAAGUUUAAUUCGUUGAUAUUAAACAUUAUGUUAGUAGAGCUUUUCUUUUUGUGUUUUUCUACCUACGUACGGACGUACCCAUAGCAUUUGCGACGAGGUCAAUUUGGUGAAUUACAAAUUUACACACCACCCAGUGUUAAAUGGCGGCAGGAAGGAAGAUUCAACCAUUACAGCGAAUUUGAGUCCGACUCCAAAAAAGUAUAAAACCAAAAAUCACCAAUUAUUUUGUUUGAAUCUCUGUAUAGAAAACGGAGCUGAGAGAGGAGAUGAAUUGGGUUCAGCGGAAAGUGUAUCUGUACAAUGUCACUUUUGGUCUGUACAUGCUUGACUUGUGGGAACGUUGUCUCUUCAAUACAUUGGUCCUUGUAUUAUUGUGGUUUAUUACCUAUAACGGGUUUCGAUGUGCUUCCGAGUUCUUCAAACGGCAGAUGUGGUGAAAUUCAUGAGCUUCACAAGUUUGUUCUUAAUUGUUACUAGAGAAUGUUUGCUGUCUGUGGACAUGAAUGAUGAAUAUCCUCUUCAAAUAGUUUCUUCCUUUUGUAUGUGUACCAACAUGUAUAUGAAGAAGCAGUGGUGAUACAUACAGAUUGAGGAAUGCUUUGAAAUUAGUCAUUCAAUUUGGGGUAGGGGUUAGUGGAAAGCUUCUUUGGAACCGAUGUAGGGGUUAGCAGAUUUCUUGUACUUGUAUUUUUCAAAGUAAAAUGAGUUUAGACAGAUGGUAAUAUCCAGUCAUGUAUUGCUUCAAAUGCAAGUUUUAAUCUCCUUGUCCUGAUUUCUUUGGGGAUGCAAUGCUAAUAGGUUUCAAUACCUUUUGAGUUAA